CAUAUUAUUUAAUUUCAUUAUUCACAACACUAGUUUUAUUGAUUUCGAAAUCAAAAAUUUUGCUCUCAAAUUGAAAUUAAUUAAGGCAAAAAUUAUAACCCAUGACGUAUUCUUGUUUGCUUGUUUAAAUGUGAGGCGUGCUGAAAAAUUUUCAUUGGAACUCAAGACUUUGUGGUUGUUAUAGGUACAAUGAUGAGACCAAAAGGUUUUACCGGUACUGUUAGAGAUGCGCCUGAACUCAUUGACCUCGAAUCAAGUGAUGAAGAAACAGAAAACAUUAGUGUAGAAAUUGUUGACUUGGAUGAAUCAGAGGUAGUUGAAGAACAAAGAAAGGAUGAAAAUCCUCCAGGAAAUUCAUCAGAUACAAACGUUAACCUUGGUCCGGUUGAACAAAAAAUAUUGAAUUCGAAAGCUUCGUCUCCUUGCUCUAGUUCAAACGAUACCUCAAAAAGUAUUGAAAAAAAUAUUUUAAAACUUAAUGACUUAGAAGAAUUGGUUGUUGAUUACAUAGGGGAGUCAGAAGAACAAGUUAUGGGAACGAGUAGGCCUAUAUUAGAUGACUCAGACAUUAUUGUCAUUGAUUCAGUAAAGAAAAACUCUCCUACUAAACAGUUUUUAUUCAACACAAACACUAGGGAUGUUCUCAAAGACUCAAAUCGACAAGUUAAAAGAAGAAAAUUGGCUGACGAAAAUGUUAGGGACGUAGAAGUUGUAGAAAUAAUUGACGAUGAAGUCAUUGUCCUGGAUGACAGCAUAGUAUUAACAAAUUCUAAUGAAAAUCCAACCAGUGUUAAUACAUCAUCGAGCAGUGCUCCAGCCAUUCCGCCUUUUCCAGAGAGUCAACUAAACGAUCAAGAUAAUGUGGUUUCAAGUAAAAAUCUGUGUAGAAAUAGUCAAGACAAUAAAUCUCGAAUUUCAAAAAAACCAAGAAAGAGAAAAAGAAAGUCUGCGCCUCUCACAGGCAAUCAAUUAAAAGAUUGCAAUGUGGUUAACUUAAACGAAAAUCAGUGCGAAAAAAGUCUAGAAGAUAAAUCCCAAAUUGCAAGCCAACCGAAAAAAAAAUUUAAAUUGGCUUAUCACCGGCCAGCCCAUCUUGUCUCUCCUUUAACUCAACCUUCGACUUCCAUCCCCUCCGCCAAAACAGAAACAGUCACCAACAUCUACAACCCUAACGCACAAUCUGCAGAGAAACGUUCGGGACUGAGGCCGAUCGUCAUUGAUGGCAAUAACAUUGCCAUUAGUCAUGGCAAGGGGACGUUCUCACUGGAAGGAAUAAAAAUCUGUGUCAACUUCUUUGAAAAACGCGGUCAUCGGCAAAUCAAGGUGUUUCUCCCUCAGUACCGAAAACACAGAGGAAACCACGACGAGAUUCACCAGAUGGAACGCAAAGGUCUUGUUGUCACAACUCCGAGUAGAAAAGUCAACGGGAAAGUGGUUGCCUCGUACGACGACAGGUAUAUCGUCCAGUAUGCUGCUGAGUUUGGUGGUGUUAUAGUUUCUACUGACAAUUAUAGAGAUUUGCUAAACGAGAACCCCAGCUGGCGGGAAACAAUUGAGAAUCGCUUGCUGAUGUUUACGUGGGUCGACGAUCUCUUAAUGUUUCCACAAGAUCCAUUAGGCCGAAACGGACCUUCAUUAGAUGACUUCCUCAAAUUUCCUGACUCGUAAAAUAUACAAAUUUGUUAGUCUUCGGAAGAUAAUCCCAUUUUUGUUUAGGCCUACAACCAAUUGUGCCAAUUGUGUAUAGUGUAACGCUCAAAUUGUUUAUGAGUUUAUUAUAGUUGAUAUUCAACUU
Molecule: messenger RNA, 1795 nt
Organism: Macrosteles quadrilineatus (aster leafhopper)
Lineage: Eukaryota; Metazoa; Arthropoda; Insecta; Hemiptera; Cicadellidae
Product: NEDD4-binding protein 1-like
Exons: 5
Coding region: 190-1668 (492 amino acids)
Cellular component (GO): cytoplasmic ribonucleoprotein granule; nucleus
Molecular function (GO): RNA endonuclease activity; mRNA binding
Source: RefSeq, a predicted model, not a curated record